Molecule: messenger RNA, 3070 nt
Organism: Mangifera indica (mango)
Lineage: Eukaryota; Viridiplantae; Streptophyta; Magnoliopsida; Sapindales; Anacardiaceae
Exons: 3
Coding region: 1601-2851 (416 amino acids)
Molecular function (GO): protein binding
Source: RefSeq, a predicted model, not a curated record
AGCUUUUAUAUGAGCCAGGCAUGAACAUUAUUGAGCAAGCCCGAAGCCAUGCCAAGUUCAUUAGAUCCGAUUCACAAGCCCAAAGAUAAGAGAAUGAACAAAGAAAUAACCGUUUGGGUUAGCGUUGGGCUAGGCAAUAUUUAGGCUUCUGAAAUCACCAUGACCCAAACCAUUGCCUGUAUUCCACAGCGUUUCACCAGCAGUUGACCAGAUAUCUUACUUUCUGAAAUUAUGCAAGGACUAUAUUUUUAUUUGGAGAAACGCUAAGAAGCAGGUCGGUACGUUCCCUGAAUCAAAACAAGCUUUGCUCAAUUAUUUAGUUAUUGAAGUGUAUAUGCAGUUGGAAAAUGGCAUUGAAUAGGGUAUUCUAAAUUGCUGGGCUAAAGAUUGCUGCAUAUGGAGAAGUUUCUAACCGUGCAAUCUCCUUUGCAUUUCUAGAAUUUCUUCAAAUAUGAUAUAGUACAUUCUGAUAUUUAGUAUUAGAAACAGUUUUAUUUAAUGCAUAUGCGUUGCUAAAUAUUUUUAUUUGUUAGAACUUUUGUGUAAUUUUUGCCAACAUAGGCUCUUUGAUAAUAUCUUUUCCUCUUAUCUUUAUGUACCCAAAAAUUGACAAUCAAAUAACAUUUCUUUGUUGAUCCCAAAUGUUAUUUUAUUAGAUUUUGUUCUAAAUUAAAAGUACCUUGUGACAAUUCAGUGGAGUUUUCAUUUUUAUGAUUUGAAUUUGAAUCUUGUUAGAACGCAAACAUUGACAAAACUUCAAUUCUUGCAGAUGCUAUAAAUUGUGUUUUAUGUUAUAUUAUUCUGCCUUCUAAACAGCUAGAAGUGUUUAUUUUGCUGUCAGGAUGCUAAAAUACGAGACAGAUAAUUUUCCCCACAUUUUCUGAUGUUAUUGUAUGCUAAACAAGUCAUCUUCUUAAAGGUUUUUUGGCCUGGAUAUUGUUAGGAUUCCAAGUUCAAUGUAUGAUAUUUGAAUUCUACAUAGGAAAAUAUGAAUUUCUGAUGUGAGGUUUAUAUGAUUGUGAGCUCUUUAAUCUAACAGUUAGCUUUUAAGGUGUGGAUUUUUUAAGAUUCUUAUCAGAUACUUUUCUAUAUUUAUUAAGAAAUUUUAGUCUAAAUUUAAAUUCUAGAUUUCUCGCUUUUUGAAAAUACCAUAUCGUUGGGUUUGUUCUCUUAUUUAAUGUGUGUAUUCUCAUAUAAUUUUAUUACUUUCUUUGGGAGUAAAAUUUUUAUUUCAAAGAAUUUUUAUAUCUGAAUUUAUUUAUCUUAUAUUUUAUGAAAAAUGGCUUUGCAUGAGAAUGAGUGUAGUUUACUUGGUUAGAUUUUUGCUAGGAGCAAAAUUAUUAUUGAUUAAUUUGCGUCAAACCAAGGAAAAUGUAGUUAAUUUGUAUUUGUGUGAGGUGCAUUUGGGUUUGUGGUAAACAAUAUUUUGAAAAACCCUAGAGAGAGUUGUAAUUUUCUAAGGUAAAUUUUUCUAGUAAAGGCAAGUUAAUUAUGUUUAUGCAACCUUUUUAAGCCAAUAGAAUCUAGGCAAAAUUUGUAUAACGUAUGCAAUUUCCAACACGGCUCUUUAGAAGUGAUCAUUUUGCGCCUAUAUAUACACAUGCAAAUGAGUGUUACAAGUUGUGAUCUGAAGCGAAAAAAACGAGGAGAGUUAGAGAUGCAAAGAAGAGAAAGAGGAGGUAGCAGUCGAUAUCAUCUUCGACCACAAAUGCAACUACCGUCUACCUUAGAUACAGGCACAGUGUUGGAUGGAGAAGAUGUCAAUCGCAUCACUAGGAAAAAGAGGAAGACCAAAAACUCUCAGGAUUGGAGACCCUGGGCAGAACUUCCUCAGGAACUUGUAGAUUUAAUCUCCAAAAAACUGACAAUACCAGACUAUUUUAGGUUUGGUCGGGUGUGCCGAAAUUGGUGGUCAAUUUCCAUGGCUUCCAAGCAGAACUUCAUGUCAUUACAAGCACCACUUUUGAUUUACAUAUCAACAAGGGCCAAAAGAAGUUGUCUUUUCUAUGACAUAUCCAAUGGGGCCAAAUAUAAGAGCAAGCUGCCUUACUUUGGUUUGAAUUUCUGUAUUGGGUUGUCCUGUGGAUACAUAAUUAUGGAAGACAUCUGCAGUACUAUUUCCCUUGUAAAUCCUGUUACAGGAUCCCGAUAUUUGUUCCCCAAUAUGGCCACUCCUAGUAGAUUCUUUUUUUCCGAUGACCGUACUAUCAUUGCUUCUACUGUACCAAAUCAAGAUUUUCUUCUUGUGGUUCUCUCUUCCAGGCAACAAGAUGUGCACUUCCGUCGCUCCAAGGACAAGAACUGGCACAUUUACUCUUUUGCUGCCAAGUUUUCAAAAAUCUAUGAUAUACUUGUCUUUGAGGACAGCAUAUAUGUUUUAACCAAUGAUGGUCAGAUUGGUACAUUGAACCUAAAAUCUGCUCCUGAAGUGAACUUUUUGAAACUGAAUUCUGCUCCUCGCUUUCAUGGCUAUAUUAAACUUGUGUCUGCAAAAGAUCGGCUAAUGGUGAUUGAUUUUGUUGCCUCGCCACAACUCAGAGUUUAUGUAAUAGACUUUAUGCUGAUGCAGUGGGUUCGGGUGAUCAACUUGGCUAACCAUGCUUUGUUUUUGGGCGACAUGAUGUGUUCCUUGAUAAGUGACCCAACAAACUGGGGAUGGCAAAACAACUGUGUGUAUUAUCUGUCAUCUGAAUCCAAGACCUGUUAUGCGUACUCCAUAAGUGGCCAGUUCCUGGGAAGCAUCCUUUUUGACAAAGAUGAUGAAGCUGCUUCUGCCCAGAUGAAUUGUUGGUAUUUCCCACAUUUAUCAUGCAGCAUAGAUAAGGUGAGGGAUGAUGAACCAGAAGACUAGUUUGGUGGUAUGCAGAAACAUUUAGAACUUAUGUUGUUGGUUUUUCUUUUCUCUCCUUUUUUAUGGUAAACUUGGACAAUGUCAAAGCUCUUGGGCUGUUUUAUUGUUUCAAAUUUUUCCUUUGUGAUGGACUAAUGCUGCUUAUGUUUUGUCUGAAGAAUCUCAGUUGUUUCUUUUAUAUUACUAAGUUGAAGCAUCAUAGUACCUAUGACUUGGGGU